CUGCCUUAUGUGGAAUGCGACAAACACACACACGUUUGAGUUUGAAGUGAUUCCUCGCAGACUGAGCUGUGCGCUCUCACCGGCACCAGCUGAGCGCAAACGGCAGAAGUGCCACAGAUCGGUUCCUCGACGGGAAUAUUUUGGAAAGCAGUUUUGGGACGUUCAGUUUGCUCGGCUAACAAGACGUCACUUUAUUAUACUGACUAUCAUAAAAGCCAGAGAAUAAACAGACUGUUAACUAAUGGCGAGUUGUGUGAGAGAACACCAAACCUGAGAUUUCAUUUCCACCAUGUCAGCCAAUGGGAGCUCAGAAACAGGCUGCAGGUCAGAAGUCAGACCGACCAACAACACCUGCAGCCAGAAAGAGCUGUCUGUCACUGCCUCCGUCAUCUCCAUGACUGUGGGCAUCUUUUCCAACAGCCUCGCCCUCUUCAUCCUGGUCAAAUCCUACAAACGCAUCCGGAUCAAGUCCAAGGCAUCCUUCCUUCUGUUUGCCAGCAGCCUGGUGGUCACCGACCUGCUGGGCCACCUCGUCAACGGCUCCCUGGUGCUUUUUGUCUACAGCUCCCACAAGAAAUGGGAGACAUUUGACCCUAACCACAUUGUGUGCAGCCUCUUCGGGGCGUCCAUGGUGUUCUUCGGCCUGAGCCCCCUGUUCCUGGGAAGUGCCAUGGCGGUGGAGCGCUGCAUUGGAGUCACCAGACCCAUCUUCCACUCCACAGGGUUAGCUUCCCACCACAUGAAAAGGCUGCUGGGGCUCACCUUGCUGCUUGCUGCCCUGGUGGCUAUGCUGCCUGUGAUGCUGCUGAGGCCCUAUAAGGUUCAGCGCUCCAGAAGCUGGUGCUUCUUCCAUAUGGAGGGACCCAAAGACUGGCUGGAUGUGCUCCUGCCUCUGCUUUUCUCUAUACUGGGGUUACUGGCCUUGCUGCUGUCUAUUGUGUGCAACACUCUGACAAGCUGUGCUUUGCUGCAGUCCAGACUGCGCCGCAAACAUCACUGCAGAGGCACGUCUUAUCACAUAGAGAUGAUCUGCCAGCUCCUGGCCAUCAUGUUGGUGUCCUGCGUGUGCUGGGGCCCGUUACUGAUCCAUGUCAUCAUACUGAGCACCAAGGCCAAGGGUGAGCCAGCAUCUUUCAGUCUGCUGAUGGUGAUACGCAUGGCCACAUGGAACCAGAUCCUGGACCCCUGGGUCUACAUCCUGCUGAGGAAGGCUGUACUGAGGAAAAUCUUCAUGUUGUUACAAAGCAUCUGGGGGUCAAAGUCUCAUAAGCUACACCACUGGCAGCGCAGCGUGCUCCGCAGCUCGGUGGAGACCAGCCACUCAGGUGUUGGUCCGGCUGACUCCCGCUGCACAUUACCUCUGUCACACACUACGAUCAAAUCCAUUACCUGAACCCCAUUCUGAGUGGUUUGACCUGAAGACACCUGAGGAAGAAGCUGUGAGAUUGUGGAGAAUUUUGUUGAAAUAGAUUUUUCCACAGUCAAAGUUAUUAAAGUGUUAUACUGUAAGAGGUUCAUGUAGAAUAUUACACAAACUACAUCAUGAAGAGUCUGUUUUCAUGUCGCCUUUGCAAAACGAUCGCCAUGACCUGGCUGUAUUGUGGUGUAUUGUGUAGCGUGGGGUUAAGUAUCUGUUCUUAACUUACAGAUCUGUUUUGUUUAUAAGUGGCUCUGAACAAAAUCCACAAUGUUCACAGUGCUCAGAAAAUAUCACUGUCACAGUUGGGUUAUUUCAGUCAUUCUUCCAUUGAGCUCUCUCUACUGGAACUGUUUCUGUCUUUGUUUGUAAUGUUGUCUGUGUCCUGAACCUCGUGCAACGACAGUUUACUGAAUGUUUUUGACUCUCCUUUGAUUGGAGUUACUGGCAAACUAGUAUCUCUGUGUUUUUGUCCUUAUAUGUUAGUGGGGUGAUAUGGAUGCAUAAUUAUGACACCUUAAGGUGAUAUAUGAGAACAUAACAUUUCUAUGGAUUUAUGGAUUUAUGCCGGUUAUGUAGAUUGUGCAGAAGACACAUGUCUGCUGCAGAAUGUGGACAAUAAUGUAAAAUAAAAAUUAUUUGAUCCAAUGUGUUGUGGAAUACAUUAUGACAGAUGUCAUUUCCUCAAUCUUGUAAAUACUGUAAAAUACUUGUA
Thunnus maccoyii (southern bluefin tuna) is the source of this 2132-nucleotide messenger RNA. It is a transcript of the gene ptgfr, whose product is annotated as prostaglandin F receptor (FP). The transcript has 3 exons. Gene Ontology annotation, molecular function: thromboxane receptor activity; prostaglandin F receptor activity. Gene Ontology annotation, cellular component: plasma membrane. Gene Ontology annotation, biological process: positive regulation of cytosolic calcium ion concentration; adenylate cyclase-activating G protein-coupled receptor signaling pathway; inflammatory response. Lineage: Eukaryota; Metazoa; Chordata; Actinopteri; Scombriformes; Scombridae. The record is from RefSeq and is a predicted model, not a curated record. Bases 290 to 1393 code for a protein of 367 amino acids.